This is a messenger RNA of Myiozetetes cayanensis, 4898 nucleotides long. It is a transcript of the gene GNS, whose product is annotated as glucosamine (N-acetyl)-6-sulfatase. Lineage: Eukaryota; Metazoa; Chordata; Aves; Passeriformes; Tyrannidae. Gene Ontology annotation, molecular function: N-acetylglucosamine-6-sulfatase activity; glycosaminoglycan binding. The record is from RefSeq and is a predicted model, not a curated record. The transcript is spliced from 14 exons. Bases 33 to 1637 code for a protein of 534 amino acids. Gene Ontology annotation, biological process: glycosaminoglycan metabolic process.
UGGCCCGUCCCGUCCCGGCCCGUCCUGCCGCUAUGGCCCCCGCCCUGCUGCUCCGGGGGCUGGCGCUGGCCGCGCUGCUGGUGCUGAGCCCAGCGCGGGCAGCCCGGCAGGCGCGGAGGCCCAACGUGGUGCUCAUCCUCACCGACGACCAGGAUGUCUGCCUGGGCGGCAUGACCCCCCUGAAGAAGACUAAUGCUCUCAUUGCACAGAUGGGAAUAACCUUCCUAAAUGCAUAUGUUCCCAGUGCACUUUGCUGUCCCAGUCGAGCUAGCAUUUUAACAGGAAAAUAUCCACAUAAUCAUCAUGUCGUCAAUAACACUCUGGAAGGGAACUGUAGCAGCAAGUUAUGGCAGAAGAUUCAAGAACCAUAUACCUUCCCAGCGCUACUCAAAUCUAUGUGUGGUUAUCAAACUUUUUUUGCUGGAAAGUAUUUAAAUGAGUACGGGGCAGAGGAUGCAGGGGGAGUAGGUCAUGUCCCUCCUGGAUGGAGUUUCUGGUAUGCUUUGGAGAAAAAUUCAAAGUACUACAAUUACACUCUUUCAGUAAAUGGCAAAGCACGAAGGCAUGGUGAGAACUACAGUGUAGAUUAUCUGACAGAUGUCCUGGCCAACAUGUCACUGGACUUCUUAGAGUACAAAUCUAAUUUCGAACCUUUCUUUAUGAUGAUCUCAACCCCAGCACCACACUCCCCUUGGACACCUGCUCCACAGUAUACGAAGAGCUUUCAGAAUGUCAGUGCACCAAGAAACAGCAAUUUUAAUAUUCAUGGAAAGAACAAGCACUGGUUAAUUCGACAAGCAAAGACUCCAAUGACUAACUCUUCCAUACAGUUUCUUGAUGAUGCUUAUAGAAAGCGGUGGCAAACUCUGCUGUCAGUAGAUGACCUGGUAGAGAAACUAGUGAAGAAACUGGAACUGAAUGGAGAAUUAGACAACACAUACAUCUUUUACACAUCAGACAAUGGCUUCCACACUGGCCAGUUUUCUUUGCCAAUAGACAAACGGCAGCUUUAUGAGUUUGAUAUCAAAGUUCCAUUGCUAGUUCGAGGACCAGGGAUAAAACCAAAUCAGACAAACAAGAUGCUUGUUGCAAAUAUUGAUUUGGGUCCCACUAUUCUGGAUAUUGCGGGAUAUGACUUGAAUAAAACCCAGAUGGAUGGGAUGUCACUGUUGCCACUGUUGAGAGGAGACAAAAAUGUCACGUGGAGAUCAGACUUCCUGGUGGAGUACCAAGGAGAAGGAUACAAUGGCAGUGAUCCUACCUGUCCCGGCCUAGGACCUGGAGUCACACACUGCUUCCCAGACUGCGUCUGUGAAGAUUCCUAUAACAACACAUAUGCUUGUGUAAGGACACUCUCAACUUCUUGGGAUCUGCAGUACUGUGAGUUUGAUGACCGGGAGGUGUUUGUGGAAGUGUACAACUUGACUGCAGAUCCACACCAGAUCAAUAACAUUGCUAAAACAAUUGAUCAAGAAAUUCUAGAAAAGAUGAACUAUCGAUUAAUGAUGCUGCAGUCCUGUUCAGGAGCAACCUGCCGUACACCAGGUGUCUUUGAUCCCGGGUACAGGUUUGACCCACGGCUCAUGUUCAGCAAUCACGGCGUACGCGCUCGGAGGUUUUCUGCACAGUCCUUAUAAGACCAUCGAGAGCCUCUUGCAAUCAGCUCCUACUGACCAGUUUCUCCAGUGGCUGCAGCAGGUCUGUCUCUGUUAAUUCUCGCUGAUCACAGCUGGAAGACUUUUAAUGGGUUUUUCAAACCCUGUUUGGAAGAAAACCCCUUGUCUUUAGCUGGUUGCCUUGUGCAAUAUGUAUAUUUUACAGCUGAACUCUAACUGUAAAUUGUUAGACACAGCUAAUCUGUCUUGCUCAAAUAGUUGAUUAUCACCUUUGUCUUUCAAAUACCUUUUCAUAUCACAGGCACAGAGGUGAACCUAUGCCUAUGAAUCUGAACCAUUUAUUUUGUUCUAAAAAAAUCAAUAAAUGCAUAUUUGAGUCAGGUUAGAUAGGCAGGUGCUAUUGCACAGUAAUGCUCACCCAUAUUCAGUGUCAUAGACUUUCUUAAGAGCUAUGUUUAAUUAUAGGUUUCCUGCAUUGAGCUCAAAGCUGUUAAUGACAAUAGCAAACUAGCCCAAAAUAGAGUAGGAAGGCAUUAGUCAAAACUGUAGGAUCUGACUAGCAAGUGUCUUGUGCAGAAUUAAAAUCUGUUUGCUAAGGAGUCUCUUUCAAUGAGACAACUUCAAAUGAGACCAAUGAAUUUUGUAGGACAGCUUUGGUAGCUUGCAAACAAGAAUGUAAUGUCAGGCUCCUUUCAGUUUGAAAUGGUGGAACGGGUUACUGAAAAAACUCCUAGGGUUUAGGAUAGGCUUCCUAGUGAGUUUAAACAAGAGUGUUGAGGCUAGCAAGUACUGAAGUAAGUGUGCCUGUGCUUUGAGCUAACUCUUAAGUCUGUUUUUAAUACACAAACAGAAGUAAUACUAAAAUAAACAAAAUCCAACAACCAGGGCACCACAGUAGAGUUGAUCUGUUUCUAACCUCCAAAUGUCUUGAAUUGUCUAACAUCUUAUGUUGAUUAGAUUUUUGAAGGUAAUUUAUUUUGAAAGCAAACUAGCUAAAAGUAAAUCACAAAAUCAUUGCUCACUAGACAUUAGGCUAAGAGAGGUAUUUUAGGCAGUUUAGGUUCUUCACAGUGUUGCUUUUUGGUUGAGACAUGACUAUUUGGAACCUGAAAUAAAGUGGCCUUCACACCAAAGGUCUGCAUGUCAGAAACCACUUAAGUUUCCUUCUGACAGAAUGUUGUCUUUUCAACCUUCUGAUUAGGCUUAUUUGAAAUACAGCUGUCACAUGCACCCAAACUUGAGUAUCUUUCUAAAUCUUGAAAAACAUCCAAACUUGCAUUACUGUACAACUUCUGUAAAGAUUCAUUGGCAAAACACUGUCUGGAAACACUGAAUUGUGGAUCUUCUGCGAGACAAGUUCCUGUUGCUUGUGGGCAAAUAAACUGUGUUAUCAGCAAGAUAAUUGUUCCCUUGUCAAACAAAGUGUGGCAGAAUUAUUUAGUUUUCAGUUAGUUAUUUCACAUCUCUUACCCCGGUAGAGAGCAUGACUAUUUCCACUUCUGUCACAUACUACCUUGUCAUAAGUAAUCAUUAAGUAGUCAACAAAGUAUGACUCUCAGAACUGUGAAAGUGCAUACCCCAGUGUGCAGAUCCACCAACUGGAUACAAGCAAUGCUACAAUAAAACACGUUGAACUUUCUUGGCUUUUAAUUCUGAGGCACAGAAGUUGUCUUUUCUGUAGCUUAUAUGUGCAAACUUCUGUGGUGGUCUCCAGGUUAGAUAUUAUAGAGCUUGUGUUUCAGAUCUCUUAAAGUGACCAAAUAUUUUGAGGGGGAAAAAAAAUUGCUUGAAAGGUAACUUUUCAGCUGGAGCAUCUCUGAACACAGAGGUUUUUGGAUAUUCAAACUACUUCCAUGCUUUCAAAUACUCAGGACUUUUCCUUAACUACAACUAUAGCUUUAUCCUGUUUUAUUGUUUCUUAAGCCUUAGCAUUGCCCAUUGGUAUCCUUCAUAAACUGUUUUGUCUUUAGAAAAAAACCCAAAGUUGUUUUCAAAUGUUCUCUUGCACACUGAGCUAAACCUAAAGCUCAUGUUUGUAGUGUUUUGCUCAGAGAAUUCUAGCAACUUAGACUUGUUCUUUGUUUAAACUUUGUUUUGGUAGCUGUAUGGAGGCUGGUGUGAAAUACAUUGCUGCACAUUAAACCCUCAACAGUUCUAGCAAAUCUGGGUCAUAUGUCAAGUUUCUGCUUGAAUUCAGUUGUAGUUCAAGUAAUGUGUAUUCUGUUGCUCCUUAAUAGAAAACAACUUUGUUAUGGGUACAGAUGUGUAACUCUAACACAGUCUUUUCUUAAAGUAAUCUUAAGCCAUAAGAAGGAAACUUUCUUUUGAAAUUAUUUACUUUUUGCCUAAUAAGUAAUAUGAAAAUUGACAGAAUUGAUGCAGAUUAUUCAGUAUGAGUAACCAGAUGCUUUACCCAAAUUAAUACUCUUGCUAUCUGCACAUACCUGUAAAGCAUUUUGUAAUGAGGCUCAAUAACUGUUGCCAUAAAUAACAGCCUCAAAUGAACAGUGUUAAUUCUUAUCUUUGAUUAAAAAACCACUAUGAAGGAACUUUGACUCUUACUCAGAUCUAAUUCCCAGCUAAGUUAUUUUAAAACUAAAUGGUCUUUUGGGAUAUUCCAUUUCAUGUGCUAUUUGACUAUGGCUGUACCUGUACCUGGUUACUGAAGGCAUCCAUGUUAAAUGUACAGUUUUAAAUAAAGGGCCUUACUGGUACAGAGUUGGGUUUAGAUAAAAUGUGAUUUUUUUUUUUACUUUUUUUAAAAUCAUUAGUAGCGAAAGUAGAGCUGUGAAUCUUUAGUGAUCUGAUCUGGUAAGGUAGAUACCAUACAGGGAGAAAUGCAGUUAAUAACUUCAUUAUGUUACCCUAAACCAAAAAACAUUCAUUAUCAUCACUUCAGCAUAAGGAAAUACAGCUAAUACAUGCUUACCCAGCAUGGGCCCAGUAAACUGGACUUCUUUUUGAGGAAUAAAGCUGUAACAGGGACGCAUACAUGGAAGCACGCAGCCAAAGCAGCUUAUAAUACCUUUUCAAUGAAGUUAAAUUUGAGACUGACUUAACAAGCUGAAUACAAUAUUUCAACAUAAUGAAACAGCUGUCAUUUGUUGUGAUUCAAUUGAUUUUCUUUGUAUUACUCUCUCUGUAUGUGAGCAUACUUUGCUGUAGCAUAUUGUGAGCAUAUUUCUGCUGUUUUGAACGUCUGUUUAGAAAGUGCCCUUCCAGAGGACCCUGUUCACUGCUGCACUUUUGGAGAAAGAAAAAAUAAACUGCCUCUCAAACUUC